Molecule: messenger RNA, 1842 nt
Organism: Cuscuta campestris
Lineage: Eukaryota; Viridiplantae; Streptophyta; Magnoliopsida; Solanales; Convolvulaceae
Source: the annotation of a GenBank genome assembly
UUAUCAACCAUUCUCAACCCAAUUUCGGGUUCCCCUCUCUCAAUUGCUUAAAAUACUUUGUAUAUUAGUUUAGUAGUAGUUUUAGAGUAUUUUCGGAAAUUUUGACUCCAAAUCUUUUCUAUUCCGCUUUUACGGAAGCUUUACCCGACCCAUUUUUCCUCCGCUCCAGGUCAGUUCCCUUUCUCACUGCCAUGAUUGUUUCUGAUUCCGAUUCAGCCACCCCAUCGUUUAAUUCUCGCCAAGCCGAUCAUUCGGCCUCUGGCCGCACCCCAAGCCACACUCAAUCGUCUCGAUUGUCGCCGUCGGCCGUGCCUAGCCAGAAACGGCGCCGAUUGAGGAAGCAAUUUCCUUCCCCGACCCCGGCGGAUGAGGGCUCGAGGGUUGAAUUGGACGAGAACAUAAUGGCAUUGUGCCAUUGCCAGAUUACUGAUCGGGGGUUCGCUGAUGCUACUGAUAUGGUUGGACCCUCAAUCGAGGUCCUGAGACCUACCAAGACCCAGACUGCUCUAGACGCUCCUUCGGGGUUCUUCACAGUCCAUCUGGUGUCCCUGAAGAAAGGGCUGUGCUUCCCCCUCCAUCUGCUAUUGAUUGAAUUCCUCAACUUGGUGGACCUCCUUCCUUGCCAACUAGUCCCCAACUCUCACCGGUAUAUCACCGGUUACUUGGUCAGAUGCAAGGAUGUAGGGGUGAAGCCCACCCUAGACCACUUCUUGUUCACUUUUAAGCUGACCAAAGGCCACAAGGAUUGGGCGUCCUAUGCCAGCCUUCUCCAGAGAGAAGAGAUGGACGGCGAUCUCAUACUCAGUCGCUUCACAGCAGGGAGGAAGAGGAAGAGAGAGGCGAAAGGCCAAGGCAAGCGCUCUUCCUCCCACCGAGAGGAGAGUCCUUCUCGAGAGCCGGCUGUGAUUGUAGUGGAGGACCAGGAUGAUGCUGCCCUGGAAACGGGUACAAUAGCGGGCCAUUCCCCUCCGCAUUCCGUGAUGCCGGGUGGCGACCUCGUUGGGUCGUCCCAGGGGGUUGCCUCGGAGCGACCUCCUUCGUCGUCCGCAGUGACCUACGAGGUGGCGACCGGGGGUCGUUCGACGAGGCUCUGCGUUCCCCCUCCGCCUCAAAGUCUAGGGGACGUGCAGCUGGAGACCCUGAUCACUUUGCCUGCAGAAGACCAGGCCCGCAUCUCAGCCGGUUCUGAGGACGAUCUUGACAACAUGGUCCUUUUGAGGCUCAGUCAGGCCAUGCUGGGGAUGAUUGAGGUGGUCGGCAGAAAACGGAGCCGCCAAGCUGCCUUGGAUGAAGCGAUGAAAGCAGCGGAGGCCAAGCAGAAGGAGUUACAGGAAGAGGUCGCUCGCCUCACAAGGGAGCUGGAGGAGAAAGAGAGUCGUUGUGCUGCUCUGGUGGCAGAGAAAGCCUCCCAAGUGGACCGCUGCGUCGCCCUUGAGGCGGAUAAGGCGUCCUUGUCCUCAGAGGUAGAAGCUGUUUCUGCUCGCUUGGUAGAGCUGGAAGGGGAGAAGUCCGACCUGAUCCAGCAGUUGGAGGUGGAGAGGAGCGACCGGGUCCGCCACGCAGAGGAAACGGUCGAAUCCUUUAAGUUCUCUCCUGAUUUUACAAUGGUCCCUCAGGAGCAGAUGGACAAGCUGACAGCCGAAUGACUCAAAACCGGACCUGGGGCUCAAUGGAUGGUCAAUGAGGGGACCAAGUCCUUCAACUGUGGACUCUUUCGCACCCAACAGAUCUUCCGUGACAGGCUAGCUCAGCUCCCCAAAGGAUUCUCUCUCCCCGACCUUGGCUUUCCCCCUCCCUGUCGCUCCUUGGCCGAGUUCGACCCCAGUCCUUACUUGGACGGAG